AUGUCAUCCUCAACAGCAGUCCCCAAAGGCUCUACCAUCAUCGUCACCGGUGCGAACGGCUACCUUGGUAUGCACGUCGCAGAUCAAUUACUUGCAUCUGGCUACAAAGUCAAAGGUACCGUUCGCGACGCUGACAAGGUCCAAUGGACCACCGAGUACUUUAAUGAGAAGUAUGGGAAAGGCAGUUAUGAAGCUGUAAUUGUUGACGAUUUCGCGAAAGAGGGAGCUUUCGACCAUCUCAGUCUCCCAGGAUCCACCGGUGUUAUUCACGUCGCUUCAGAUGUCACUUUCGGCCCAGAUCCAAAUGAGGUCAUUCCUGGCGUGAUAGAUGGAAUAACCUCCCUUCUAAACUCUGCCGCUUUGGAGCCAUCCAUCAAGUCUUUCGUUCUCACCUCUUCUUCAGCCGCUAUUGAUCAAGGCCGCCUAGGACAGAAAUACCUCGUUGAUGGUAACCUUUGGAAUCAUGAAGCCGUCAAGGCAGCCUGGGCUCCUCCUCCAUACACUGCAGAGAGAGCCAUAAUGGUCUAUUUUGCCAGCAAAACACAAGCUGAACAGAAGGCUUGGGAGCUUGUCAAAAGUGGCGAGUGCUCGGAUUUAAGGUUCAAUGCCGUCAACCCCAACUUUAUGAUGGGGAGGUUCUUGCAUCCCAAGCAGAAUAAAUCGUCUGGAGGAAUGGUGAUGGGGGUCAGAAAUAAUGAUUCGCGUGCAGUUGAUACGUUUAAGUCAUUUGGGUGGCAAUGGAUGGUUGAUGUCGUUGAUGUUGCGAAAUUACAUGUCAUUGCUUUAGUUGAUCCUGCUGUCAGGAACGAGAGAAUCCUGGCGUACACCGAAAAGACCAACUUCAACAUUCUUGUCGACAGAAUUGGCAAGGUGCUGGGGCCAGACGCUAUUAGAUAUUUGGAGAAAAUCGAGGAAGGGGAGAAAGACUUGAGAGAGGUAGACGUGAAGAGAAGUGAAGAAUUGCUGAGGGGUGUCGGCCUUUCGGGGUUCAAAGGGUUUGACCAAACUUUGAAGGAACUGUUUGAAAGUGCGGCUUGA
This is a messenger RNA of Glarea lozoyensis ATCC 20868, 1038 nucleotides long. RefSeq names its product NAD(P)-binding Rossmann-fold containing protein. Gene Ontology annotation, molecular function: 3-beta-hydroxy-Delta5-steroid dehydrogenase (NAD+) activity. NCBI's taxonomy places the organism in Eukaryota, Fungi, Ascomycota, Leotiomycetes, Helotiales, Helotiaceae. The record is from RefSeq and is a predicted model, not a curated record. The transcript is spliced from 3 exons. Bases 1 to 1038 code for a protein of 345 amino acids. Gene Ontology annotation, biological process: steroid biosynthetic process.